GUUACAAUGGGGGCAGUGAUUCAGUCAUGUGUUAUGUCACCAAGGCCACAACAAGUGUCUGUUCAGCUACAACUGUUCAAAGACUGAACCCAGGAAGAAGAAACAUUGAUUGCAAUCAUCAUCUGGUGCAGGGUCUGGUUCAUGGUGUGGUGCCUUUGUCACCUCCAUCCAAGGUCAUUUUGCUGACAGAUUAAUUGCAAUCAGUCAGUCUACUGCAUAGGAUGAAAUUGUUGUAGUUGAGGUGUAGUUGGACACGGCCAAAUUUACAGGUGAAAGAGGACACAGGAGAGGAGAGAAAGCUGGGGAGGUAUACCACAAAGUGUUGGUUUGUCACAGGUUCCAGUGAUGAAAUUAUGAAACCAAAGAUGGCGGAGGAAGUGAUGGUCAUCGCUAAGUAUGACUACCAGGCCCAGGACGGCCAAGAAUUGGAUAUAAAAAAGAACGAGAAAUUGAUUCUCCUUGACGACAGCAAAACAUGGUGGAAAGUACAAAACGCUCGCAACCAGGCUGGAUUUGUACCAUCAAAUUAUGUCAAACGUAUCAAACCCUCAAUAUUCUCAAGCUUAAAAAAUACGCUAGGAAGGAAGAAAAAUAGCGACUCUAAAGCACUGUCGUACACGUCGUCCCCGAGCGCGACAGUGAAGGCCUCCCAUAGUGACACUAGUGAACAGGGUAGCAUUGGCAGUGAGACACAGUUCUGUGAUAACAUACCGGCCAUUGUGAAGUACGCCUACCCCUCCAGACAGUCCGAUGAAAUGUCCCUCGUUAAGGGAGAAAAGGUCAUUGUUUUGGAGAAAUCCAGCGAUGGAUGGUGGAAGGGACGAAAGAUGACAGGAGAGACCGGCUGGUUUCCGUCGAACUAUGUCAUUGAGACAGAGGACCCAGAUAUAAGUGUUUAUACCACGCCGGCUGAUAUGUCGUCAGAAAACACAUCACAGACUGUCUUGGAUGUGGUUAUUACAUUGUAUCAGUACAAAGGAACCAGCAGCGAUGAAUUAACAUUUGACAAAGAAGAGCGAUUGGAGAUAAUCGAAAGGCCUCAGAAUGAUCCGGAGUGGUGGCGGGCGCGAAAUGCACGCGGAGACAUCGGACUUGUGCCAAAGAACUAUGUUCAAGUGAUCACGAAUUCCACUUUUGAUAGCCAACAGCCAAAUGGAACAACAAUGUCGCUGGAGGAGUCUCAUGCCAGUAGCAGUUCAGCCACCGAUUCAGCGGAGUCAGACUAUCGCAGGAGCCAUUUUAAUGUGUCAGGCCCCCUGGUGGACAAGGAAUGGUUCUACGGGCGGAUAUCACGGCAUGCGUGUGAUGAUUUACUUAACGAGCAUGCACAGAACGGAGAUUUUGUAAUUAGAGAGAGUGAAUCAAACGUGGGGGAUUACACCGUGACCUUGAAAGCCCCAAACAGAAACAAGCACUUCCGUGUCCAGAUGAAGGACAACAUGUUCUGUAUCGGCACCCAGCAGUUCCAAUCCCUCGACGACCUGGUGGAGCAUUAUAAACGCCACCCCAUAUACAGGCACGAUAAUGAGAAACUCUACUUAGUCAGGUCGUUUGUGUACACGGGACAGUGAGGUUGAGAUGCACGCACGUGCGUACAUGUGCGGUGAUUGAUAUUGUUAGGAGAGAGAGAGAGAGAGGAUGCAGUGCAGGGGUAUACAAGAUAAGGACAACUGUAAAAUAAGCAGAACUAUUGGGAUCUGCGGGAUAUUGAGAAAGGAGCAAAUGCACGGGUGCAAUGUUUGUAACUUUUACUAAGUAAACAUAUUUGGGGGCAAUUGUUUAAUGCUGAAAAGGAAGCCCACAUGCCUAAUUAUGGCCUGUAUGGGGACCCCAAACACGUGUUGGCCCAUUCAGAAGCAUGUUCUCAAAGGGAGCUUAGCACGCACAUGCGCAUUAAGUCACUGAGUAUUUAUUCUGGGACAUUCACAGAUAUAUGUUAAUUUGGAUGCGAGGCCUUCCAAGACUAACUUCCAGACACACACGUGGCUUGCUGCAAUGCUGGUUCUAUUCGCAUGUGCACAGCGUAUUUACGACAAUAAUGAAGUGACAUGCAUUCACAUGCACAAAUCUAUACUUGGACUUUUACCACUACUAACUAGUUCUAUUCUAAGACAAGCGCUACUUGCCGACGCAUGCAGAGAGGAGGAUUUCAGGCAGGAAAAUUGCUUACUGUAGUCCCUUCCUUGAUCAAUAACUUUGGGUUCAGUUUCUCCAGUGUGUACGGGUAGGCAAGGGGAUUCUUUGUGAAGUGAGAAGCUAUUUCAGUGAAAUACUGUCAUCUCUGCUUCAGUUAGUUACUACAGGAAAAGUGAUUUCGAUGGCAGUUACCUAGUAAAUAUGCACAGAUUCAGUCAUUGAUAAUACCACUUUCUGUAGUGGAAGGGAGAAGAAAUCAGUCCCCAAUUUAUAAACUAAUAAAAGAAGUUUUGACUGUCAGAAUGGGCUGCACAAUAGCAUGUGCGUAUAUGCAGGAACUAGGAGAACUCGCUUCACACAUGCAGGUUCAAGAUUAGCACAGGGUAUAGAAUAAUGAGAAAACAGAGUAUUUGACAGUUGCUUUUUUGAAACAGUAUUCCAGUUCAAAAACUACAGACUUUGUUGAAUUCUGCUCUGCGGAAAGAAAAUUUUAGUCCACGGCAUAAUUAUGAUUCAAAUGUUGUCAAGUGGAAAGUGCAUUUGUGACUUAGUGCUCACAUCUUAUUUCAUUUGUUCAUUUAGUUAAUUGUUUUUUAAUUAAAGCUCACACAAGGGUUAAACCGUUAGCACGUCUUCACUUUUAAAAUUAAGGAUAUUACUAUUCAGCUCUUAGUGAUAUUAAGUGAUGGAAAAACAAAACUUGAGAACCUUCUAUUUCUUAGUGAGUUUGCUAAGAUCAUGUUAAUGCCACGCAGAAGCUGCACAUUGAUAUUCAUUUGCUUCAAGACCAAUCAUGUCUAUUUCCUUAAUGUGUUCACAGGUAAGGGAACAACCCUUGACAUAAUCUGUCAGUAACCUUUAUUUUAUUAAUUUAUUUGCUUGGGAUUUGAGAAAGGUGCCUAAACAUGUUCAUCCACAGAGAUGCAGUAGACUCCAUGUCACCUUGUAACUUGUAUUUUUGUUUAUUUUGAAAAUAUCUAGCUAAAACUGGCUGAAACUUAUUUGAAAAUUGCCUAUUUGAAUCAUUGUAUAACUUGAGCAGAUUUCUUUGUCCCAAAUGUCAGAUAAAUGUGGAGUCUAAUGUAUAUCUUUUGCCAGCUUAUUUCCUUUCUUUGUAUUUUCCUUAUUAUCCAGUGCUAACCAUAUACUUAUGAUGAGGUCACAUAUCAAAUGCAGUAUUACUUGUUUAGUGACAUUAUCAGGAAUAUGCCUUUCAAAACUUGGAGUGUUCAGAAAGGUGAACAAGCUGCAAGUAAAAAAUUAGGUCAUUUCUGUAAUUAUCUGUGGAAUGAUGAUUCACUUUUGUGACAGAUGGGGUUUCCAUUAUGAACAUCUUCCUUCUUUUCCCUUGCCGAAAAAGAUAUAGAUUUUGUCCUUUAUAACUGUUACCCGACAAAUAUCAGAUUUUUAUUUUACUUGUAACCUGUAAAACAUGCCAUAUAUUCUUUGUGUUACUUCAAUUCCAAAUGCAUUAUUCGCUAAUUUGUGAAAGAAAAGUGCAUUUUUAUAAUCUGAUAAGAAUAUUUGUAUAACUUCAGAGAAAUGUCAAAUCAUCCGUGGAAGCGUCUUCUCUCACCAGGAAGUUGCAUAGUUCUAAAAAGCAAUUUUUUUAAAAGUUAGAUCACAUGACCCAAUAUCAUUCAUCUUGGUGAGAGCCAGUAGGAUUUCUCUUUGGAUGCUGCAGCGGUUAAUAAACAUGGAAGAAAAAAAUAAUAAUAAAUAGGAAUUGAGGAAUUGUAUUUCUGGAACUCGACGGGUGGAACUGGGGUAAAAAAGCAGAUAUGGUGAUUCCAAAACUAUAAAAAGUUUAUCAGUUCCACGAGUUAUCUGUCGUAUUGUGAAAUUAAUGAUCACUUGCUUGUGAAAAACUAAUAGUUAAGGUGUCUGGCUGGACCGACUGAGCUACGUUAGUAUGAGAGCUUAUUGAUAUAAAUCUAUAGAUUAAAAUAUCGAAUGUACAUCUGUAAAGUAGAAUUUAGAAAAGUUGCACUGGGCAAAAGCUGUCAACGUGGUAGGGCUGUGUACGCACUCGGUGCAGCAAAUUUAUUUAAGUUACCUUUGAAAAAAGACAGUUAUUUGUUCAGAAAUGUUAUUAUCACGAUUUUUGAAAUAUUUCAUGCAGUUUCAUUGCAGCUUAAUCGUGAACUUAUUCUCUCUUCACAUGCCACAGAUUUUUCACUAUGUGAACACAGAGAGAAUCAGGUGCGGAGCGGGCUAGCUCUCAUAGUGAUUGUGUAAACUUUAAGUCAUUGGAUCUUAUUGGUUACCAGAUCAUCAUGUAAAGCCAAUCAAAUACAAGCUUACAAGCCUUAAUCAAG
Messenger RNA from Lingula anatina, 4454 nucleotides. Its product is annotated as cytoplasmic protein NCK2. NCBI's taxonomy places the organism in Eukaryota, Metazoa, Brachiopoda, Lingulata, Lingulida, Lingulidae. Gene Ontology annotation, cellular component: cytoplasm. Gene Ontology annotation, biological process: cell migration; ephrin receptor signaling pathway. The record is from RefSeq and is a predicted model, not a curated record. Gene Ontology annotation, molecular function: signaling adaptor activity; receptor tyrosine kinase binding.